This is a messenger RNA of Cynoglossus semilaevis (tongue sole), 930 nucleotides long. Its product is annotated as protein FAM180B. The coding region runs from base 153 to 899 and encodes 248 amino acids. The transcript has 3 exons. NCBI's taxonomy places the organism in Eukaryota, Metazoa, Chordata, Actinopteri, Pleuronectiformes, Cynoglossidae. The record is from RefSeq and is a predicted model, not a curated record.
ACCCGUGACCUAAAAGAGCGACAAUGCUACGAAUAAAAGUCAAAAGUAUGAGGUGGCUGAGCAAAAGUAUGUGAGUAUGUCUACCAAUCUUAGGUUUUUCUCUUUGUACCUUUUAUUUUACACACAUUAAAAGCAGUACAAGUACAUUUUAAAUGAAGGUAAAACAGGUCAACUGCCUCUGUGAUCCUCUGAAAAUGAAAAAACCAGAACACCUUUUAAAAAGUGAUUGCUGUCAGUGCUGUUCAUACCAGAGGCCAAUUGGCUUUUGUUUCUUUUUCCAAGAAGGAAUAAAAUUCUCGGUAUUUAGCCCGAGGUGCCUCAGUCAGUACUCACCAACGUGGAUGAGGGAGAGCGGUGCAAGGAGGGAUGCAUUGGAUUAUCUAUUGGUAAUGAGAAACAGAACCAUGAAUAUGAAAAUACAACUUCAAAUCUGCCUCCAGGUUUUUCUGAUGCUUUGGUGUCAACAAGUUAUGCAAGAUGUGGCCACAGGCUUAGAUCCAACUUCUAAAACCAGUGACUCAGCUGUCUCAGAUGCAAACCUGAUGUUUGAGAUUUUGCUUGGUGGUGUGGAGCUCAACCAGGACAAUAACAUCAUGCUCCUUGAUGAAGAGAUGGCAUCGAUGAGGGCGGGACGAACGUUCCUGUUCAAGAUCAACGAUAACAUCCCUAGAAACCUGAGAUCCAUGAAGCAGAUGAUGACCACACUGGAGGGACAGAGCGGACCCUUAACUCAGACACAGUUUGAGGGUCUUCUCCUGAGCAUGGUGUUCUCUGCCCACCAGGCCUCACACCAGGAGAUAAGGGAAAAAAAGGAGGUCUGGGGAGGUGUGCUCCUCCAGCUGGUCAAUAUUACGGUUCAUGAACUGCGUGGAAAUUAUCUUGUCAGUUAUGCGGAAUAGACAUAGAGUGUAGUCAGGCAGCGUAUUUCUU